This is a messenger RNA of Mytilus trossulus (common blue mussel), 4583 nucleotides long. RefSeq names its product sodium-dependent multivitamin transporter-like. The transcript has 15 exons. The record is from RefSeq and is a predicted model, not a curated record. Gene Ontology annotation, biological process: transmembrane transport; sodium ion transport. Gene Ontology annotation, molecular function: symporter activity. Bases 133 to 2085 code for a protein of 650 amino acids. Gene Ontology annotation, cellular component: membrane. Lineage: Eukaryota; Metazoa; Mollusca; Bivalvia; Mytilida; Mytilidae.
CAUUGAUAAAUAGAUAAACCACAUUACAUUUGUCUUAAUCCGGUCGGAAUGAAUAUAAACAUAUGAAAAACUAGGAAAUAGAAACAACUAGUGAAAUUUGUUCUUAGAAGCGGACAUAUCUAGCAAAUAAAGAUGGAAAAGAUGGUAAAAGCAACAUUCCAUGCCGUGGAUUACAUUAUAUUCACUGUAAUUCUCUUAAUUUCGGCGGGUAUUGGUAUCUUUUAUGCAUGGCGAGAUAGAAAUCGCCAAAAUACGAAUGAAUUUUUACUAGGAGGGAGAAAAAUGCCUCUGCUACCCGUCACACUAUCAGUAAUGGCAAGCUUUUUGUCUUCCGUAUCGGUACUUGGAAUUCCAACGGAAGUGUUUUAUAAUGGUGCCAUCUACUGGGUAGGAAUAUUUUCUGGAUUACUCGGAUUUCCAUUCAUAGUUCACUUCAUCAUACCUGUGUUUCAUAACAUUGGAUGUGCCAGUUCAUUUGAGUACCUGGAGAUGAGAUUUAACAAACUAGUGAGAAUUAUUGGUUGCCUAGUUUUUCAGCUACAAAUGAUACUUUACAUGGCUGUAGUACUGUACGCACCAGCACUGGCUCUUAAUCAGGUUAUGGGAAUAGAUAUGUUGGUGUCUAUUUUGGUGAUCGGACUGGUCUGCACAUUUUACACAGCUAUUGGUGGACUAAAAGCAGUAAUGUGGACGGAUGCGUUCCAAAUGAUUAUUGUCUUUGCUGGGUUGAUGACACUCAUAAUCAAAGCCACAAUAGAAGUCGGUGGAAUAGCAAAGGUCUUCGAAAAAGCUUCAGCGGGUGGAAAACUAGAAAUUGAUAAUUUUGACCCCAGUCCUAUGGUGAGACACACGGUUUGGACACUUAUACUUGGUGGCUUCAUGACAGCACUGACAGUGUAUGGCGGAAACCAGGCUAUGGUUCAACGAUACGUCAGCAUGAAGAAUUUACGAGGAGCUCAAACUGCUUUGUACCUACAGUUACCAGCAAGUAUAGUAUUUACAUCACUGCUUGUUUACACUGGACUUGUCUUGUUUGCAAAAUAUGGAGACCAAAGUCCUGUGCCAUGUAUUAUUCCAAAAGCAGAUCAGUUAAUACCAUAUUUGGUAAUGGAUGUGUUAGGUAAUGCAUAUGGUGUACCAGGCUUGUUUGUUGCCUGUAUAUUCAGUGCAUCCUUAAGUACAGUGUCUUCCGGUGUCAAUGCUCUUGCCUUGGUAUUUAUGACAGAUAUCUUCAAACCAAUUUACAAGAAAAUAACUCUAACAGAAGUUAAUGAAAGUAAAGCAACAGUGUAUUCAAAAGUGGUUGCAUUAUUUUAUGGCCUAUUGACGAUUGGACUGGCAUUCCUGUCGCAGUAUUUUGGAACUCUUAUAUUACAAAUUUCCUUAAGUAUCUUUGGAAUGGUUGGUGGCCCGUUGCUGGCGCUUUUUGUGAUGGCUUUGUUCUUCCCGUGUAUAAAUUCACUGGGUGCUACUGUAGGAAUGAUAUGCAGUUUGACAUUUUCAUUUUGGCUGGCUAUUGGGACUAUUGCAAGUCGACCAAGUCCACCAACAUAUUCAUGUCCAGUGGAUACAAAUACCACUUUGACCAAUUAUACAACACUUUGGACAACAAACUAUACAACAGUAAGCACGACGACUGCUUUGUAUAACUCAUCUACAGCUAUUGAAAAUAUUCCAGUCGCUGCAGCUGAAAAGACAGGAUUACAGUCAUUUUAUAGUAUCUCCUACUUAUGGUAUAGUACACUGGCAGUUUUAGUGGCAGUAUCUGUAGCACUAUUGGUCAGCUGCUUUUCAGAAUGGAGGACGACAAAGUAUAUUGGUGGUACCAAGAAAAAGCCUGUUGAUAGAAGAUUAUUGUCACCGUUAUACCUCUGGAUAGCCUCUCUAGCAAAUACAUACAAUUCAACAGACUUAGAGAUGCAUAUAUUGAACAAAACUGAUUCAAAAGAAGGCUCUGAAGACAAGAUUAACGGUACUAUCAAUGAAAAUGGUUCGCAUACGGGAAAUGGAGAGAAAGCCAUCAUUAUAGAAAGAAUUCAAAACGGAGAGAAGACAGUUAUUGUAGAAAGGAGCGAACACUUAUAACUACAGUUGUAAAGAUUGAGCAGUCAGUGUUUAAUCAAAGAGCUGGAAUGAACAAACAGGACGUUGACGGAUAUAGCUGUACUUUAUAGUGACGACUAUCAGUGCUGAUACAAGUGUCAAAGACGUGAACUUUGUUAUAUCUGAAUAUGAACAUUUAUUGUCUGUUGUAACUGUGAUUCGUAUGUAAUUUGUGUCAUUUUAACAUCUCAAUGUUUUAAAAGGUUUGCUUUUAAUUUCACUGAGCUAUUUCAAGUGUAUAUGUCAGUGUUAAAUUUUCUGCAGCGUCUUAACACAAAAUGCAAUGUUUAUUAUUUAUUUACCAAACCUCAAUUUUAUAAAUUCUUUAAUUCACAUUCCGUUCAAAAGAUGGUUUAUAAUAGUGCCUUUAACAAAAGAAUUUAAUUCAUAAUCUCUAUUUAUAAAGCUCAUUGUGAAAAAUAUUACAUUUUUAUACAAUAUACACAUAUAUCAAAUUAACAAUUAUGAGUCUGAACAAAGAAUAUUGUUUCCCAGUCUAGAUAAAGAAGUCGAUAUCUGCAGAUUUUUUACCAUCGCAAUUCGAAGAAACAGUGCUAAAUAAAUGUAGACGAAUUUUAAAUCUAUAAUAGAUGAACAGUGGUGAAAUUAUAGUAAAGUCGAAUUGUAUGAUAUUGUACAUAAACUGAACAUAAUGGCAUAUUGGUUUGGUCAUAUAAUUCUGUUUUUAUGUCAAAGAACAUGACUCGUUUAAUUAGAGUAUCAUUAACAAUGACGAAAAGAAAAGGUAGAUAUUCAGAUGUGUAAUGAUGACCUACUUGGCACAUUUUGUACAUAAUUUAAAUAAUGUGCACAUUAUGUGCAGACAUUUCUUGUAGAUUAACAUCUAUAAAUUAUUCAGGGCUAAUAAUAUGAUUCAUUAAGUUUUAUCUGUAUGCUUUUAUGUAAUAUAUGAGCGCAAUUCUUUUACACUGUAAUACCGCAGUCCCACUAGUCUAUGAUCGCACUACAAUCUAUGAAAAAAUGCAAAUUUUGACGAUCGUAGUGCUAUCGUGCAGAUCGCAGUAAGGUCGUAAUACAGUCGUGGUUAGGUCUUUAAGAUCGUAAUGACCGUGGCCAACUUUGAACAUUUUCAAAACCAUCGUGAUGCGGUCGUGGCGAAAUCAGGUCGUAGUAGAAGCGUAGUGAGAGCUUAGUAAGGUCGUGGUAAAAUCGCAAAAAGAGCGUAGCGAGAGCGUAAUUCUAUUCGGAAAAACUGCGCUACGAUCUCUCAGCGACGUUAUAACGACCUUACUAUGACCAUCAAGUUAUCACUGCGACCCAAUUACGCUUCCACUACGAAUAUACCACGUUUACAUCACACUGUACAAGACAUUCGUAAGAUUCUAGCACGGGGGGUAACUCCCAAUUAUUGGGUAUACGGGGAUAUGCCAAAAAUAUGGGUCAUAAUUUUGCGGGAUUUUAUAUAAAAAUGACCCUCCUUUUUAAUGACAUCCGAUAUUAAAAUGCAUUUACGUUUGAAAACUGUAUAUUGAUUUGGGGUAUAAUCUACAUAUCAUAUAAAUAUGCUAUUGAGAAUCUAACAUUAUUAAUGGUCAAUUAUUAAUUUCACCUUUCAAAUAAGUUCCCAAAUGAACCCCGGAAAUUUGUCUCCUGAUUUGAUCUUCAAUAACAUUUCAACGUCAUAUUUUAAAUAUUGUAUAUAAGUAUAUGUCAUUCUUUCUUAAAUAUUUAUAUAACUAUAGGUACUAAAUUUCAGUAAAUGCUAUAUUAAAAUGGGUACGUUUUUUGAGGCAAAAAUGGCACACCCCUACCAAAAAUAUAUUGAAGUUACCCCCAGUGGAUUCUAGCCGUCUCCAUCACUUUCUUCUUACGACCUGACUAUGUUCAUACUACAACCAUCAUGCUCAUUGUCAUUUUCUCAUAAAAUAUACAAAUUCUCUCACUGUCUUGUUUGUCAGUAUGUUAUUUGGACCUCUUAUCCUUUUUCUCAAAAGGCUCAACAAUGCUUGACAUAUCUGUGUCAUUCUUGUUAUCGUUCACUCAAAUAUCGCCAUUUGAGCUUGAUGGACCAGCAAUAGGUGGUGAUUCAGGUUGGAUUUGUCGGCCCAACAUCUCUGCUGGAUCAGGAUUCGUUAUUAUCAGAACUCCCUCUGCCUAUUCAUCUACCCCUUCCUCCUCGCCCAUGUGUGAUGGUAUAUUUUGGUGUUAUGACUGUGCUGUUUCCGAGAAAUCUACGUAUUUAUCAGAAGUAGAAGGAAUGGAACAGUAUUGAUAUGGAAUUCGAUGUUGACGUUAUUGCUGAGAAAGUAGUAGGACCGCGGUAUGAACGUAGUAUAAUCAUGGUAAGAACGUGCUAUAAUGGCAAUAGAAGCGUGAUAUGAUCGUGUUGCAAUCGGAUAACUCGUGGUAUGGUCGUAGUGAGAUCGUGAUAAUCGUAGAAAAGGCGUGGUGAGAACGUGGAAUAAUAGUAGCGGGAUCGGUAAAGAGGCGUAAUGAUGAAGUAGUAUCAUCGUGAAAAC